This is a messenger RNA of Rubroshorea leprosula, 2687 nucleotides long. Lineage: Eukaryota; Viridiplantae; Streptophyta; Magnoliopsida; Malvales; Dipterocarpaceae. The record is from the annotation of a GenBank genome assembly.
GAAUUUGCCUAUUUUGAUUGCUUAUGGAGAUCAUAGAAAUUUCAAGAAGUGGAUUUUUUUACCUAGUUCUACUGAUAUUCUCAUGCCACAGCUUGAUAUCCCCGAGUGCAGCAAAAGACACCCUCUCAUCAGGGCAAUAUAUUACCAACUCUGAAACAAUUGUUUCAGAAGGCGAAGUGUUUGAGCUGGGAUUCUUUUCCCCUGGGAAUUCAGCCAUUUACUAUUUAGGUAUCUGGUAUAAGAAAGUCGAGCAGCAAACUGUUGUAUGGGUGGGAAACCGAGACUUUUCAUUUUUCACUUCUUCUGCAGCUCUUACAGUUAGUGAUGAUGGUAACCUUGUGAUUUUGGAGGGCAAGAUAUCUUACAAGGUGACAAAUAUAUCACCGUAUAAGAAUGUGAGUGCUACAAUUUUGGAUACUGGAAAUCUUGUUCUGAGAGAUGAAAACUUGAAUCUCUUAUGGCAGAGCUUUGACUUCCCUUCUGAUACAUACUUGCCUGGAAUGAAGCUUGGGUAUGAUAAAAGUUCAGGAAGAAAGUGGUCAUACGUGUCUUGGAAAAGUACUGAAGAUCCUAGUCCUGGAAAUUUCACCUUCAUGUGGGAUGCAGAAACAAGAUCGAUCGUAAUCAUGAAUGGUUUACAAAUUUAUUGGAAGUCUGGGGCUUGGAAUGGCCAGAUUUUUAACAUGACUCCCGAAAUGAAGUUGAAUAAGUUAUAUAAUGUCACCUAUGUUUCUAACGGGAACACGACUUUUGGCACCUAUCAUCUCUAUGAUAAAAGUGUUAUUUCUAGGGAUGUAAUGGAUAUAUCAGGCCAAUUGAAACAAUCAUCGUGGCUAGAAAGUUCAAAACAAUGGAAGACCUUCUGGUCGAAACCAAGAGAACGAUGCGAAGUUUAUGCUUUUUGUGGGGCAUUUGGGAUCUGCAAUGAGGAGCCUUUACCAUUUUGUGAUUGCUUACCUGGAUUCGGACCACACUCUCAGGAGCAAUGGAAUAAAGCAGAUUAUUCUGGAGGGUGUACUAGAAGAACUGAUUUGCAAUGUGGCAAUAACAAUAAUUCCCAGGGUCUAGGAGAUGGAUUUAAAAUGCUUCCCAAAGUGAGACCGCCACAGAGUCCAAUGGCUGUAGCAGUUCAGAGCAUUGAUGCCUGUCGGUUAUCUUGCUUGAAUAACUGCUCAUGUGUUGCUUAUUCUUAUUUCGAUAAGAAUUGUACAAUCUGGGGCAAGGAUCUUAAUUUAAUAAAUAUGCAAAAACUGUCAGAUACAGAGGCAAGUGGAAGAGAUUUUUACCUCAAACUUGCUGGUGCUGAUUUGGUUACUGAAACAGAUACAAAUGCAGAACGCAGAAGAACUAAGAGGAAGUUGUGGAUUAUCAUAACACCAACCAUUACUCUGACAAUUCUUUCUUUAUCAAUGCUCAUCUGUCGAGUGCAAAGGAACAAAAGCAGAAAAAGAGGGGAGGACUUGUUAUCAUUUGAUUUCAGCAUUAGGCUGGGAGCCACCGAACAUGAUGAGACUGAACCAAAAAAGCCCAGGAAAGAUAACAAGGAAGUUGAGAUUCCACUAUUCAAUUUUUCUAGUGUAUCUGCUGCUACCAACGACUUCUCUUCCUCAAAUAAACUUGGAGAGGGUGGGUUUGGACCUGUAUACAAGGGAAAAUUAUUAAAUGGACAUGAGGUAGCUGUAAAAAGGCUUUCAAGAAGAUCUGGUCAAGGAUGGAAUGAGUUGAAAAACGAGGCAAUGCUUAUCGCUAAACUUCAACACAAGAAUCUUGUGAAACUUCUCGGUUGCUGCAUUGAAGGAGAUGAAAAGAUUCUUAUCUAUGAGUAUCUGUCGAAUAAAAGCCUGGAUUUUUUCCUCUUUGAUUCAACCAAGCAUGGUGUACUUGAUUGGAGAACUCGCAUUAGCAUCAUUGAAGGAAUUGCUCAAGGUCUACUUUACCUCCACCACUUUUCUAGGUUACAAAUUAUUCAUAGAGAUUUGAAGGCCAGCAACAUUUUGUUGGAUGGAGGCAUGAACCCUAAAAUUUCAGACUUUGGAAUGGCAAAAAUUUUUGCAGGAAAUGGAUCACAAGCAACCUGUCGGAUAGUUGGGACUUAUGGCUAUAUGGCUCCUGAGUAUGCUUUGGAAGGCAUCUUUUCAAUUAAAUCAGAUGUCUUCAGCUUUGGGGUAUUGUUGUUAGAGAUUUUAAGUGGCAAGAAGAACACUGGUUUUUAUCAGACCAACUCUCUCAACCUUCUUGGAUAUGCAUGGGAUCUUUGGACGAGUGGUAGGCCUCUAGAACUGAUGGAUCCUGGGCAACGAUCUAUUUCCUCUGCCUAUGAACCAAUGAGAUACAUCAACAUUGGCCUUCUUUGUGUUCAAGAACGUGCAACUGACAGGCCGACCAUGUCCAGUGUUGUCUCAAUGCUGAAUAAUGAACUCACCAUUUUACCGUCCCCAAAAGAACCAGCUUUCUCAAAUGUGAGAAGUGUAGGAAAUCCAAACACAUGUCUUGGCAGCAGGGCAGAGAAUUGCUCCGUAAAUGAGGUAACAAUGUCAGAUAUGGAAGCUCGCUAAAACUUCAAACUUCGAACCUGUAUUGUAAUAUAUUACAUACCGCAAUAAAUAUGCAACACAAGGAAACGAGAGAUUCGAACCUGAAAUAUGUAUUAGGGACUAUAACUUACAGAAAAAAGUAUCCAUUUUGUU